Molecule: messenger RNA, 1596 nt
Organism: Euleptes europaea (tarantolino)
Lineage: Eukaryota; Metazoa; Chordata; Lepidosauria; Squamata; Sphaerodactylidae
Gene: RPS6KB2
Product: ribosomal protein S6 kinase B2
Exons: 15
Coding region: 17-1453 (478 amino acids)
Biological process (GO): signal transduction; protein phosphorylation
Molecular function (GO): ATP binding; protein serine/threonine kinase activity
Source: RefSeq, a predicted model, not a curated record
UCCGGGCUCCCCUGCUAUGGCCGGCGUCUUCGACAUCGACCUAGAAACGGAGGAGGGGAGCGACGGGGAGGAGCCAGAGUUGGGGGCCGCGGAGGCGGACCCGGAUCUGCGCCUCAGCGGCCCGGACCUGAUACCAGGGCAUUAUGAAGAAAUUGAAAUCUCUGAGAGCAGUGUCAACAAUGGCUCGGAGCAUAUUGGGCCCCACUGCUUUGAGCUCCUUCGCGUUUUGGGCAAGGGUGGCUACGGCAAGGUGUUCCAGGUACGGAAAGUGCAGGGAACAAAUGCUGGGAAGAUUUUUGCUAUGAAAGUCUUAAAGAAGGCCAAGAUUGCCUGUAAUGCCAAGGAUACAGCCCACACAAAGGCUGAGAGAAAUAUCCUAGAGGCCAUCAAGCACCCCUUCAUUGUGGACCUCAUCUAUGCCUUCCAGACUGGUGGCAAACUCUACCUCAUCUUGGAAUGCCUCAGUGGUGGGGAGCUCUUCAUGCAGCUUGAACGAGAAGGCAUCUUCCUGGAGGACACGGCCUGUUUCUAUCUGAGUGAGAUCACCCUGGCCUUGGGCCAUCUGCACUCCAGUGGCAUCAUCUACCGGGAUCUCAAGCCUGAGAACAUCAUGUUAAACAACCAAGGGCACAUUAAACUGACAGACUUUGGGCUUUGCAAGGAGUCUAUCCAUGAUGGGGCUGUCACCCACACCUUCUGUGGCACAAUAGAGUACAUGGCCCCAGAGAUACUGAUGCGCAGCGGCCACAACAGGGCAGUGGACUGGUGGAGCCUUGGCGCCCUGAUGUAUGACAUGCUCACUGGAUCGCCUCCUUUCACAGCUGAGAAUCGCAAGAAGACCAUUGACAGAAUCCUGAAGGGAAAGUUGGUGCUCCCACCCUAUUUGACACCAGAUGCCCGUGACCUGCUGAAGAAGUUCCUCAAGAGAAAUCCCAAUCAGAGGAUUGGGGGUUGUCCUGGUGAUGCUGCAGAUGUGCAGAGGCACCCGUUCUUUCGACACAUCAACUGGGAUGACUUGCUGGCCAGGAGUGUUGACCCACCUUUCCGGCCCUCUUUGCAAUCAGAAGACGAUGUCAGCCAGUUUGACACCCGCUUCACUCGCCAGACACCUGUGGAUAGUCCUGACGACAGCUCCCUCAGCGAGAGUGCCAACCAGGCCUUCUUGGGAUUCACUUACGUAGCCCCAUCAGUAUUGGAGAGCAUCAAGGAAGGCUUUUCCUUCCAGCCCAAGCUACGAUCUCCACGUCGUCUCAACAGUAGCCCCCGCACACCUGUCAGCCCAGUGAAGUUUUUACCCUUUGAGGCCUUCAAGCCAAGCACAACUGUGGAAAUGAUGGAGCUGUCAUCCCCUCCCCUCAUGCCUGUGCCAGAGGUUACUGCCCCACUGCCCAUCAAAACGCCAUCAGGUGCCAAGAAGCAGAAGCAAAAGGGAAGCCGAGGGAGGGCACGGUAGCUGGGCCAAUAAGGAAAUAAUUGGACGGUCUGCCUCCCCAUGGGGCAUUGCUCUCUGCUUGCUGGACAGGGCAUGGCAGGGAAUAGAGCUGGACCACAGGGCCUUUUGAGUCCAGCUGAGGAGCAUGUGGUCUUCCUGUUGCA